Messenger RNA from Leptinotarsa decemlineata (Colorado potato beetle), 1688 nucleotides. It is a transcript of the gene eys, whose product is annotated as eyes shut. NCBI's taxonomy places the organism in Eukaryota, Metazoa, Arthropoda, Insecta, Coleoptera, Chrysomelidae. Gene Ontology annotation, molecular function: calcium ion binding. The record is from RefSeq and is a predicted model, not a curated record.
GUCAGGAUGACUGGUUUGGACCAUUGUGUUCUUCAAGAAAUAAUUUGUGCCAUAGUGGUUAUACAAAAUGUUCGAGAGAAUCGAGAUGUGUUCCACAACUAUCAAACUAUGAGUGUGAUUGCCCUUUGGGAAAAACUGGAAAAUAUUGUGAAAAAGACGAAAUUGUUACGGAUGUUAGCUUCACUGGCAAGAGAUCUUUUAUUGCUUUGAAACCUGUGGAGCUCGAAGAAUACAAGUUUCAUUUUGAAUUCGAAAUUCGUUUGCUGAAAGAUCAAGGAAUCAUUCUUUUUAUGGGACGAAGAGAAUCAACCUUUAUAUGCCUGUCACUAUUGAAUGGUUUGAUAGAAUUGAAAAUAAAAUCGGAACGUUUAUUUCAAGGUGCCAGCAAGAUACCAUCUUCAAGUAUCACUUCAGUGAGAAGUUCCAAACUUUUGGUAAGAGCAGUCUGGUACACCGUGAAAUUUGGGAUGUUCGGAAGAAAAAUUUACCUUUCGGUGAAUAAUUUAAUAAAUACAGGAAUAUUAGAUGAUGGUCAUUUCCUAGGGAUAUCAAGAGGAACAAUUUUUUUGGGAGGCCUCCCAGAUAUGUCAGAAAUACCCAUUUGCGUAGCGUCCAGUUUUCCAGAUCAUUUCCAAGGGUGUAUCAGAAAUUUAUUCGUUAACGAUAUAUCAUUACCAUUGACUAAUUUGACCAUAAAAGAAUCGAGAAACGUUGAAGAUUGUGAUGGAACUCCCUGUGGAGAAGAAAUUUGUCAAAAUGGAGGAACAUGUUGGUUAGAUUCUUUCAUGCAACCCCAUUGUUCCUGCAUUCCUCCUUAUUUUGGCAACGAGUGUAAGAACGUUUCAGUAUGUGAUGAAAAGAGUUGUAGAAACGAAGGAAAAUGCCUCAAUAAUAAAUGCACCUGUGUUGUUGGAUACUCUGGUGCUCUUUGUGAAAAUAAGAUUGCAGUUGCAACACCAAAAUUCAAUGGUCAGAGUUAUAUGUUCGUUAAAAGAGUUGGCGAUAGAAAAAGAGACCUGAAAACUGGAAAUGUCGAAAGUAUCACUUUGAAUUUCACCACUGUCAAACGUAAUGGAUUACUCUUAUGGACUGAAGAGAAAGAAAAAUACCUAGGCAUUGGGCUGGAAAAAGGUUUUAUCAAGAUUGCAAUCUCUUCAACAGAGUUUCGGAAAAGUUUGUUCGAAGUACCAAUGUAUACCCGUGUAUCCGAUGGUUUGUGGCAUGCAAUCAAUAUUUCAUUGAAUCCUCUGAAAUUAACCGUUGACGGAGUUGAUGUAGUGAUUCAUAGAAAACUUGAAAAAGGUGAAAAGUUAAGUGGUGACUUUCUCAUUGGCGGAGUACCUGAAAAUGAAAGUGUAGUUGUGAAAACGAAAGGUUUUUUUUCACACCCCUUUGAAGGUUGUAUCAGUUCGUUUGGAACCAAUUCAUUUUCAAUUACAGAUUUCAGUAUUCAAGACGGUUCCAAUAUUGGUUCCUGUGAGUAUAUACAGAAUUAGAUAUGAUACCACCAAAGAUGUUCAAUGUCAAAAUUUUCAGUUUCGUUGUGAUUCACACUGAAAAUUCCCAUACAACGUUUACCGAAAAUUUUUCUAGUCACUUAUAUUGUUAUGUUAUAUACUUUUAGAAUUACUGUAUGUUAGUUUGAUGUGCAAAACUACCUUUUUGGAAGAUUUGAAUAAAAACAAGAA